Messenger RNA from Linnemannia hyalina, 537 nucleotides. The record is from the annotation of a GenBank genome assembly. Lineage: Eukaryota; Fungi; Mortierellomycota; Mortierellomycetes; Mortierellales; Mortierellaceae.
AUGGGACGUCAACCUCCCCAACCAGUCCCCUCAGCACCUCCAGACUACCUCUUUGAAACCGUCCUCCCUCACGUCUGCUGCAUCACCCUCAACGAAACCGACAAGAUCCGACUCUUGGGCGUCCCUCCACCCUUGGUCGAUCCCAUUCGAAAUGCAAUCACCUCCAGUUGGGGCCAGAUCCAGUCCGAACAAACCUACUUUGGCGCACAUGAAUUCAAACUGUUGGGAACACCUUGGCGUGGUCAAGGAACAGACUCUGUUACUUCCCGGACUUUGAUCGUUUCUGUCCUGAGGACAAUGGCCGUCAAUGGCUGGAACAUGCUCCAAGCAGCCGACGUCUCCAAGAAAGAGCAUGGAAAGGACGCCUUGUUCUUUGAAACCAUCGAUCCUUCAUUGGGACAAGUCAUGCCAGACGAAGUCGAUAUGUUUGCAUUGAGCUUUAAUUCCUCGGAUAAACUGCGCAUUAUCGGUAAUGUACCUGUCUCCAUCGUUACCGCCGUCAAGCAGGCCGUCCAGACCCAGUGGCCAAGCGGGUAA